CUCAUAUAUAGGCGCCUUAUUUCUAUCGAUAAUGGCCUUCAGAUCUGCUAUCUUGGAAGACAAUAACGUCGAAGUCGAACUCGAGAAAACGUGAACAUGCUGCAGCCGAUUUACGCCCUUCAGACGGGACCACCACACUCCACACCCCCGGUGCCUGAGUGGGGACACCUCCCACUGGACAUUUACAUGCUGGAGCAAUGGCACGUGCCCCAUCCGCGUUCUGCGUGGGAAACUGUCCAAGAACGCUGUCGUCGUUUGGCGCGACAGUUUAUGCAACUCGGUGCGAUUCGCAGAGAGCCCUAUAUCCGACGCACUGAUCCCAAUUGUCCACUCUACUCCCCCGCACAGCCGACAGAGGAACAGAUCGAGCAUAUCCUCCGCCCCUAUCGUCCAGAUGGCCUCCGCCGCUUCUGCCCUGCGGCGGGAAUAAACCCCAUCUGGAUGCGCAUCUGCUACGACCCCGACGGCGCCGACGCGCACGACUCAAUCUGGAGGGAAUUCAUGUGCGAGACAUACCAAGCAGCAGGUCCCGGCUCGCUCAUUUUUAACGAUCAAAGCACGUUCGGAACCGAGAAUGUCGACUUGGCGCUCGAAGCGUUCCCCGAACGAGUCAUCAAUACCUCCAGACCCGAGUACGCACAUGUACGAGAAGCUGCGCUGCAGCGUUUAUGCGGGGAAGAUACCGGUCCAUGGACCAGACUUGAAAGCCAUUACGAAGAAUUACUCGAUCAGGAUGAAAUAGACGCAAGAGUUAUCCGGGAGCGGUUUGUCUCGUACCAUAUCGCUUGUAUCGUCACGUAUAUCAUGGUCGAAGAUAUUACCACUCUGAUGGGUGACGGGUUGCUGCUUGCUUUUCUAGAUGACAUGGGGAAUGUCGUGCGUCAGGACCGCUUGGGUCCGGAGCAGGCUGAUAGUUUCGAGACCAAGUGGAGGACUGGACGGUGGAGGUAUUUUGUUGAGAGACAUAUUCAGGAGGUCGGUCCGGCUUAUUUGGAUGGAGGCGUGCGUGGUCCGCCAUAUUGGUAGUCGCGAUGCCUCUCUCAUUCGUUAUUUUGGGUUUCUGCUUCUCCUCUCUGUAUUUCUAAAACGUCAAACAUUAUGUCCAAUGUGUCGCAUACAUUCAACCUACGCAAUUGCAAUCAACCCUAACAGCCAUCAGUAGCCAUGUCAUAAUGCACAAAACAGCUGUAUUCCAAGAUGAUGCUAA
Aspergillus glaucus CBS 516.65 is the source of this 1207-nucleotide messenger RNA. RefSeq lists its product as uncharacterized. Lineage: Eukaryota; Fungi; Ascomycota; Eurotiomycetes; Eurotiales; Aspergillaceae. Bases 97 to 1026 code for a protein of 309 amino acids. The transcript is spliced from 3 exons. The record is from RefSeq and is a predicted model, not a curated record.